AAAUUUUACCCUUACUCUGUCUUCAAAGUCCUCCAAGAAAACACCAAGAAAAUUUUCUGGCUCUUCCAAGAAAAAAAACAAACAGAAAUGCGGAGACACUUGGUUUUUUGGCUUCAAUGCACUGCCAUCUUGCUGCUGUUAUCUCCAGUUUCAUCUCUUGCAAGACCACUUCCUCAAGGAGACCCACUUUACUUGAACUUCGUGUUGAAUGCGACGUAUUUUCCAUCCGAGGACUACUAUGACUACAUCGUCGUAGGAGGAGGGACCGCAGGUUGUCCAUUAGCCGCCACUUUGUCACAGUCAUAUCGGGUUCUUGUCCUUGAAAGAGGAGGCGUUCCCUAUGGUAACCAAAAUUUGAUGAAUCAAGAAGGGUUCUUGACCACACUCACCGAGGUCGACACCUUCGACUCUCCUGCUCAGAGCUUUACUUCCGAGGACGGGGUCCUAAACGCCCGUGGACGUGUUCUUGGUGGCAGUAGUGCCAUCAAUGCCGGCUUCUAUAGUCGAGCUGAUCCUGAGUUUUAUGAGAGUUCCGGUGUGAAUUGGGAUCUCAGUUUGGUUAACCAAUCUUAUGAGUGGGUUGAGAGGGGAGUUGUGUUUAGGCCAGAGUUAAAGAACUGGCAAUCAGCUGUUAGGGAUGCUUUGCUAGAGGCAGGGAUUGAUCCUUACCAUGGCUUUACUUUGGACCAUUUGGUUGGAACAAAGAUUGGAGGCUCCACUUUUGAUAGCUCCGGCAAGAGGCAUAGCUCCGCGGAUCUUCUGAAUUAUGCAAAACCAGCAAACAUUAAAGUGGCACUUUAUGCAAGUGUGGAAAGGGUAUUACUGGCUUCUUCUUCUUCAAAUGUGUUGUCUCGGCAGUCUGCGAUCGGGGUCGUGUAUCGCGAUGAAACUGGAAGGUAUCACCACGCUAUGGUGAAGGAAAAAGGUGAGGUGCUGCUAUGUGCUGGAGCCAUUGGAAGUCCACAGUUAUUGCUGCUGAGUGGAAUUGGUCCAAGGCCUUACUUGUCUUCUUGGGGAAUUCCGGUUGUAUAUCACCAUCCAUAUGUAGGCCAAUUUGUCUACGAUAAUCCGAGGAACGGCAUCUCAAUUUUGCCUCCAAUCCCACUAGAGUACUCACUUAUACAGGUUGCCGGGAUAACGGAAAUGGGGGCAUAUGUUGAGGCUGCUUCAAAUGUUAUUCCUUUUACAACCCCUUCACGCUCUGCGUUCAUUAGACCGCCUUCUUCCCCUCUGCUUUUAACAGUGGCUACUAUCAUGGAGAAGAUUGUCGGGCCUAUUUCAACUGGUUCGUUAAGGUUGGCCUCGACUGAUGUCAGGGUGAAUCCCAUAGUACGCUUUAACUACUUUAGCAAUCCCAUAGACUUGGAGAGAUGUGUGAAUGGAACACGCAAGAUUGGGGAUAUCUUGAGGAGUCGAUCCAUGGAUGAUUUUAAGUUCAACGAAUGGUUUGGGGGCAGAAAUUUCAGGUUUGUAGGGCCUUCAUUGCCUGUUGACCAAUCAAACUAUGAACAGAUGGCAGAUUUUUGCCGGCGUACUGUGAGCACCAUAUGGCAUUACCAUGGUGGCUGUGUUGUGGGGAGAGUGGUUGAUCAAAAUUAUCAUGCUAUCGGGAUUGAUGCGCUCAGAGUAGUCGACGGAUCAACGUUUACUAUAUCGCCAGGAACCAACCCUCAGGCAACAGUGAUGAUGCUUGGGAGGUACGUUGGCCUGAGGAUAAUCAAAGAGCGAAAGCGAUUGAAAUGAAGCCUGCUGCUGGUCUGCUAUUCAGAUAACUGGCUAAUUGUUUUUAGUUUUCAGUUUUACUUUUGGUUGGUGAUAGAUCAAAGGUGUGUCUUAAAUUUUGGUGAUUGGUUUAUUCGUAAAAGGAACAUGGCUGAUAAAGAAGAUUGGAGAGGAUUGUUGUACUCGUCAUGUAGAGAUGUAAAUAGCAGAUAUCAUGGAAUUCUCUCUUUUUUUUUUUUUUUUUUUGCAUUCAGGGUGUCAUAAAUUUUUUUGAUUUGCUUGUAGAGCAGUCUGUGUUGGAGUUGUUCUCUCGAAUUUGUCAAAGGGGACUUGGUGCACAUAUUUGUCAAAAAGCUACAUAAGUAGAUGGCUUGGUUGGGGUGUGGGAUGCCUCGUUCAGUGUCAUAGGAUAACGUGAGAUGUGGAUCUUUCUGAAGGAAUUUGUGUCUGAAUUGCAUUAAUAAAAAUUUUUCUUAGAAAUAAGAA
Gossypium arboreum is the source of this 2208-nucleotide messenger RNA. RefSeq names its product (R)-mandelonitrile lyase-like. Gene Ontology annotation, molecular function: flavin adenine dinucleotide binding; oxidoreductase activity, acting on CH-OH group of donors. The record is from RefSeq and is a predicted model, not a curated record. Bases 88 to 1743 code for a protein of 551 amino acids. NCBI's taxonomy places the organism in Eukaryota, Viridiplantae, Streptophyta, Magnoliopsida, Malvales, Malvaceae. The transcript has 2 exons.